Messenger RNA from Adineta ricciae, 3765 nucleotides. The record is from the annotation of a GenBank genome assembly. Lineage: Eukaryota; Metazoa; Rotifera; Eurotatoria; Adinetida; Adinetidae.
AUGCGUCCAUACAUUGUCGAAUUAUUACAGAAAACAAAACGCUCAUUGCUAAAUCUCAACUUAUUUCCUUCAGUCCCACCAUCUGUCGAUGAACAUCAACUUCACAAUCAACGGAUUUCAACAAGAGUAUUUAUCUUUCUCUUGUUAUCGUCGUUAACUAUUCUUAUCUUGUACACUUCAUUGAUCAACAUCACACAAACGAUCACUAUCGAUUUACCUACAGUCACAAAAUAUGAUGAUCUAUACUCAAAGUAUUCACAAGCAUUAUCAUGUCCAUGCACACAAGUAUCGAUUGGUUAUGACAAAAUUCUUCAUGUUGCAUAUGUGUUUCAUGAAGUGUGUAGUAGUGUCUAUGUCACACAAGCUUGGAUUGAUUAUCUUUCUCAAUUUACCGAAUUUUUUAAUUUAACUAGCGGAGACUUUCGAGCGACAAGCAUAGCUUCAUUUCAAGCUUUGAGCGGAAUUUGUCAGUUAGUCAAUGAAACUGUUAGCAAUCGUUUAAGUGAAUUCUAUUCAACACAGUAUGUUACCGCAUCUGUUGUGUCCAGAAAUGUAUUUGAAUCUCAAACUAAAGCAUUCGUAUCUCAAUUUAUAUCAACGAUGACUAAUGACUUUCUGUUAUCGCUUUCUGUAAUACGUGAUACUACUCAAGCGAACGGUUUGUUCUCUGGUCAAUUUACAAAUUAUGAACUGAUCCAGUCCAACGUGCGAGUAUUCCCAGUUUCAAAUUCAUAUGGAAACUGUAUGUGUUACAGUUCAGCUCGAUGCACGAGUCCAUCGAGAAUUAUUAAUAUUAACACUAAUACAGUGUUGUUCACUGUUCCGGGCUUUUAUAUCGGAUGUUAUAUCAUCGAAUCAUUACUUCAGUCGGACUUUCGAUGCUUUUAUGAUCAAAUUUGUUUAGAUCUAUUACGAUUUCAUCUAUCCCUGUUCACACUGCUAGAUGCAACAAUUCUUAACAGUUCACUACUAAUAAACUCCAACGUUAACUCGACGAUUGAAGAUCUUCUCAAUCAACUGAUGGUCGAAAAAUGGACACCGUCGCUGAUGUUUGAGAGCUACUACAACGAAUGUAGACCAGAAAAGUGCUUGUAUACUGUCGAGGCAAAGAAUAGCGUUAUUUAUAUUGUUACAACAAUGAUUGGACUUGUUGGUGGCUUAAUCAAGGUAUUUAAAUUGGUCGUACCACGAUUAGUUCAGUUUAUAAGAAGAAAGAAGCCGACCAAGCGAGAAUCCGAAGUGUCAGACUCAGUACAAAAAUCGAGUAUACUUCAAACAUACAAGCAUCACCUUUGUUCAUUCAACUUAUUUCCUUCGAUUCCACCAUCUGUCGAUGAACAACGUCUUUACGAAGAGCGAAUAACAACCAGAUUCUUUAUCAUUCUCUUGUUAAUAUCAUUAACUAUUCUCAUCUUAUAUACUUCACUGAUUGACAUUACACAGACUGAUAUUGUCAGCUCACCUACAAUGACAGAAUACGGUGAACUAUACUCAAUCUAUUCACAAAGACUCAUAUGUCCAUGCACAAAAAUUUCAAAUAAUUAUGGUGCAUUUGUUCAGUUGAAUUAUACAUUUCAUCAACUGUGCAGCAGUGCCUUGAUUUCGCAAUCCUGGAUCGAAUAUCUUGCUCCAUAUUCUGGAAGACUUAAUGUCACUUUCAUUGACUUUCGAGCAUUAGGUACGUUUAUCUUUCAAGGUUUGCGUGGCUUCUGUAACUCAGCGAGUCAGGUGAUAGCCAAUCGUUUGAUGGAAUUUUAUUCAACACAAUAUGUCACAGCAUCUGUCAUAUCAAAAGAAGUAUUUAACUCUCAAAUGAAAUCAUUAACUACUCAAUUUAUCUCGACAAUGAUCAAUGAUUUUCUUUUAUCAUAUUCUGCAAUACGCUUUACCACUCAAGCUAACAGUUUGGUGUCUGGUCAACUUACUAACUAUUUCCUGGUACAACGGACAGACUACUACUUUCUUAGUUGGGCUUAUAUAACCUACAAUUGUACUUGCAGCUCUUCGGCCAGAUGUAGUGCUUGGUGUGGAAUUGUUGAUCCUCCUACCAGCACCAUCUUUUUCCGUAUGCCUGGUAUCAAAUCAGGAUGCUACAUCAUUGAGGCAUUGCUUCAAUCUGAUCUCCGAUGCUUUUAUGAUCAAACUUGUAUAAAUCAAUUACAAUCUUAUCUGAGAUUAAUGCCACCAAUCAAUAUAACAGCUCUUGACAAAUCGUUGCCAAGUAAUUUUUCUUCUAAUUCAUCAAUUGCCGAAUUACUUGGUCAUCUAAUGGUUGAACAAUGGACACCGUUGAUUGUAUAUGAGAAGUAUUACCAUGAAUGUCAGCCGUAUCAGUGUGUUUACAUUUAUAAAACGAAGAACAGUGUUAUUGGCAUUAUCACAAUCAUCAUUGGCUUAAUUGGCGGUUUGAUCACAGCAUUGAGACUGAUUACGCCACGAUUAGUGAUGUUUUUUAGAUACAAGGAGAUACCAGAACGGCCACAGAAUGUGACAAAUAUCAAUGAAAAAAGUCGUGAAUUGUGGCGGAAAUUAAAGGAUUUUAUCGUGACCUUUAAUUUAUUUCCUUCAAUCCCACCAUCUGUCGAUGAACAUCAACUUCACAAUCAACGGAUUUCAACAAGAGUAUUUAUCUUUCUCUUGCUAUCGGCGUUAACCAUUCUUAUCUUGUACACUUCAUUGAUCAACAUCACACAAACGAUCACUAUCGAUUCACCUACAGUCACAAAAUAUGAUGAACUAUACUCAAAGUAUUCACAAGCAUUAUCAUGCCCAUGCACACAAGUAUCGAUUGCUUAUGACAAAAUUCUUCAUGUUGCAUAUGUUUUUCAUGAAGUGUGUAGUAGUGUCUAUGUCACAAAAGUUUGGACCGAUUACCUUGAUGCAUCGAAUCAAACGGGUGGCUUGUAUAGCCGUGACUUUCGAUCAUCAGGCACAUUCGCAUUUCAAGCUUUGAUCGGAAUUUGUCAGUUAGUCAAUGAGACUAUUAGCAAUCGUUUAACUGAAUUCUAUUCAACACAGUAUGUUACCGCAUCUGUUGUGUCCAGAAUUGUAUUCGAAUCGCAAGUUGAAGCAUUCAUAUCUCAAUUUAUAUCAACGAUGACUAAUGACUUUCUUUUAUUAGUUUCUACAAUACGAGGUACGACGCAAGCUAACGCAUUAUUAUCUGCUGGAAUACCAAAUUAUCUUCUUUUUAUGGCAAUAGACACGGGAGCUGGUGCUGCAGAAUCAUACGGGAAUGGUAACUGUUAUACUUCCGCUAAAUGGACUGAUCCAUCCACAUUUAUGAAGUUUCCUAGUGGUACAGUAUUCUUCACUGUUCCGGGGUUCUAUAUCGGAUGUUAUAUCAUUGAAUCACUACUUCAAUCCGAUCUUCGAUGCUUUUAUGACCAAAUUUGUCUAACUCAGUUACUUUUCUAUAUAUCUCCGUGGGCACCGCUGAACUUAAUCACUCUUGACAAGUCAUUGUUAGUUCGCUCCUUUGUAAACUCCACAAUAGAAAAUCUUAUGAAUCAAUUAAUGGUCGAGCAAUGGACUCCGUCACCGAUGUUUGAGAAUUAUUAUAGUGAAUGCAUGCCAACAAAAUGUGCUUAUACCAUCGAAACGAAGAGCACGAUUAUUUAUAUCAUCACAGUAGUCAUUGGAUUAAUCGGUGGUUUGACCACAGCUCUGAAGUUGAUAGUGCCACGAUUGGUGCAGUUCUUUGCGUUUUGUAUCCGAAAAUGGCGAACAAAACGUCAUCGAAUCGUGCCAAUCAUCGAGCAAUAA